CGGCGAGAGUCUGAUGUCUCUGCCUUGCCUGGGUCAAGUCUUUUGUGCACAUGGACCGGGGUGAUUUCUUGGUCUCCCUAACGGCUGGAGGACUAGCUGGAAUGUGUGUUGACCUGAUAUUGUUCCCUUUGGAUACAGUCAAAACUAGAUUGCAGAGUCCCCAGGGAUUUAAGAAGGCUGGUGGCUUCCAUGGCAUUUACGCUGGCGUCCCUUCAGCAGCAGUAGGGUCUUUUCCAAAUGCUGCUGCCUUUUUCGUCACGUACGAGUAUGUGAAAGCAGUUCUGCACACAGAUGCAUCUCCAUGUUUAGCUCCAUUAACGCACAUGUUGGCGGCCUCCUUUGGAGAAGUAGUUGCGUGUUUAAUACGGGUCCCGUCUGAAGUUGUGAAACAGAGAGCACAAGUUUCUCCCUCUUCUAGUACCUUGCGGAUCCUUUCCAACACUGUAUGUGAAGAGGGUAUUCUUGGACUUUAUCGAGGUUAUAAAAGUACGGUAUUAAGAGAGAUUCCUUUCUCUUUAGUACAGUUUCCUCUUUGGGAGUCCUUAAAGGAUCUCUGGUCAUGGAAGCAAGGACACGUGGUCGAUUCUUGGCAGUCUGCAGUCUGUGGAGCUUUUGCAGGUGGAUUUGCAGCUGCAGUCACCACCCCUCUGGAUGUAGCCAAGACGAGAAUUAUGCUGGCAAAGGCUGGCUCUAGAAAUGCCACUGGGAAUGUGUUGCCAGCUCUGUAUGGAGUGUGGAGAACUCAAGGGAUAUCUGGGCUCUUUGCAGGCGUUGUCCCUCGAAUGUCGGCCAUCAGUCUUGGAGGCUUUAUCUUCCUUGGGACCUAUGACAAGAUACGCAGCUUGCUCUUGUGAGCUGGCCCUGAGGCUCAGAACGAACCGCUGAGGAGUUGUAUAUUUUUUCCUCCCUAAGAAAACACACAUUCAUGAAGAUACUCUCUUGCUUUCCCACAACUUCCCCACCAUCACCUCCUGUGGCUCAGCAGCUGUUCAACAGCCUGCACUCUAUUUUCACUAUUUAAAAAAGAAUGAAAAGAAACCAUUAAUUCCGUUUCCCUAAUAUAAAAUUUCCCUGUAUGGAAACCCCUGUGCUAGCAGUGAGCUCAUUGGAAGGAGUGUGCCAAGAAAGGCAAUAUUUGGGGGCAAACAGCCCAUUUUAUGGGCUCCAGCCUUUUGCCUGAAAGGCAUUAUUAUUAGAACACAUUUAGGAAGAAGGAUGUGCAAGCAAAAACAACGCAGUGGGAAUGACGUGGCUGGUCUGAAAAGAUUCUUCCUUUUAUUUUUGUGACAACUCUGUAGUGGCACUCAGGAAAACUGCAUAACUGGAGGCCUGCUAUGCACCCCUCCCCAAACUUCAACCUAGACAGAAGGGACUGUGGGUCUUCCUCUCUCUCGAUAUAUGAACAACGGAGGAAAGGCCAUUUGUUUCUUGUUUGAACCCCAUUUGGAAAGUUUAGACCACUGUUCAUACCUGCAGGUGCAUAGCAAGCAUUCUUGCUUGGAUAAGCAAGGCUGCCUUUUUUAAUUAGACUCAGAUUUCUCCAGUAAAAGUACAAUGUUGUAUUAUUUUACUGUCUAACAAUGUUGCCUAUGAAAAAGAAACAAAGCCCUGCUCUUUCUUUUCUUUCCAUCCCUUGCCUCUAAAGCGGCACAGAAAAAUCACAGAACAUGAGAAAGGAGCAUGAGGACGACGAGCGGGGAAUGGAUUAAGUGGCGGCAGGCUCAUCUGCCAUUCAGUAUCUAAGGGAUAAUUCACAGGCCCUUUAUAGUAGAGCAACUGAAUACAAGUUGGUUGGGCACUGCUCUGGAGGCAAUGAGGUACAGCUUCCUGUUUAUGCCUGUGAGCCUCAAGGUAGCCCCACAAGUUCCUGUACAGUUGGAUUUCUGAUUAUUGUGCCAUCCUUCUUGAUAACCCUGAGCUUGAAACUUUGGGGAGUUGCAAAAGCAGCUUGUGAUGGGAUACAUCUAGCUGUUAUUUAAACGGUCUGUAUUCUGGCUUGAUGAUGCAUCAGAAUAUUUUUUUUCUCAAUUGUAACCUAAGGUCAUAAUCUGACAUAGUCAAAUGCACUUGAACCCACUGCAGUCAGUGGAGCAGGAUGGGUUUGAGGCUAUGCAGGAUUGUUGACGAAUCUGUUGUGCUUAAGGCAGCUUCCAUUGUCAUUGUGCAAGAAUCUGCAGUGGUGGUGACACAUUAUCUGUCCUCUUCCUUUAUAGAUUAUGAACAAGGGCUGAAACUUGCCAGGACACCCUACCCUGAGAGAUGAGGGUCUAGUCUCACAAAUAUGACAAUGGGCUCCAAACAUGAAGCAGGGAAUUAAAGCCCUCUGCAUGUGGGGAUGGGGACUUCACUGUGUGACUGGAUAUGCUUUUCUGUCCUACCUGUUUUCUUUCAAACCUUAUCCAUGGUUACAAGAUUGAAUAUAAUUCCAUUUCUCUAGUUACAUACUAGUCCCAAGGUUAUUGCUAAGAAAUGUUGGGAGGCAAAGUACCCCAGUGCCACACAACUGCCACUCUGCGUUUUCAGGUUUGUAUCACACUUCAGCUUGCCCCUUAGAAAAACUGGCUCACUGUUUUGUGGGGAGAGGGAGGGAUAAAAUACAUACACUGUGUGUGAAUACAGCUGGGAAGACAUGACUUUCAUUGGACGUGUAUUUUUUCCUUACUGGAAUGGCUUAGUGCAGACCUAUGCAAAAGCACCUUAGCAGUUCUCUGGCACUUUGCAUCCCUGAGCCCUUGCCCUUGGAUUCACAGCCACUAGGGCCUGUCAUGGCAUCAUUGGAAAACUCUUGUGCUUACGAAUUUCUGUAUGAUAAAGUAUUUCCUUUUGCCAAUCGUAUACUUGCUGCCAGUUCAUUUCAUUGGGCAGCUUUGAAUUUUAGUAUGAUAGAGUGAACUUGUAUGCCAGUUUGGUGUAGUGGUUAAGAGGGGCAGAACUCUAAUCUGGAGAACUGGGUUUGAUUCCCCACUCCUCUGCUUGAAGCCAGCUGGGUGACCUUGGGUCAGUCACAGCUUCUAGCUCUCUCAGCCCCACCCACCUCACAGGGUGAUUGUUGCGGAGAUAACAACACCACACUUUGUAAACUGCUCUGAGUGGGUAUUAAGUUGUCCUGAAGGGUGGUAUAUAGAUCAAAUGUUAUUAUUAAUAUACUCCUGUGUGCAUAGGUCAUAAGUUUAUAAGCCCUUUCUGACCGUCCCCUAUUCUGAUCCCAGCAGUCUUCCCACCCACACACACAAAGCCCCAGAAGCAUCAGCCUUUUGUUGAGUGGGAAGACACUGGAUCUGCUCUGUAUGGGAUGGUCUUGCUGUGCAUUGUACCAAAAUCCUCUGAGACAGUGACUAGGAGACGGUGGCUGAGAGGUAAGGCCAAGCAACCUCUUCAAGCAGCCCUGAUGUGGUGAUGACAAUAGAUACUUAAGUCUCAAGCUACAUUAACUACCAUGAUCAAAUAUGGAAGUUUUGAACAGGAGUUGAGCCACAGAGGAAAAACUCUGCAUUGGAUUCUGAAUAGAAGGGGGAACUUGUCAUAGGCCUAAAUGUAGUCUGAACUGGAUGGCAUGGGGCUGGCAGUAGUGGGGUGAUGGCAUAGACUGGAGUCUUCAGUUGCUUCAGCCAAUUCAUACAACUUGUCUGAUGGAGGAGUGGGAGAGAAUUCCAUAAUUCAUGGGAGCAAAUGCACAGAAUAGGCCUUCUGCCAUCCCAAACU
Molecule: messenger RNA, 3702 nt
Organism: Eublepharis macularius
Lineage: Eukaryota; Metazoa; Chordata; Lepidosauria; Squamata; Eublepharidae
Gene: SLC25A26
Product: solute carrier family 25 member 26
Exons: 10
Coding region: 51-854 (267 amino acids)
Biological process (GO): transmembrane transport
Cellular component (GO): mitochondrial inner membrane
Molecular function (GO): S-adenosyl-L-methionine transmembrane transporter activity
Source: RefSeq, a predicted model, not a curated record